Molecule: messenger RNA, 1888 nt
Organism: Sitodiplosis mosellana (orange wheat blossom midge)
Lineage: Eukaryota; Metazoa; Arthropoda; Insecta; Diptera; Cecidomyiidae
Product: apoptosis inhibitor 5 homolog
Exons: 9
Coding region: 152-1552 (466 amino acids)
Biological process (GO): negative regulation of apoptotic process
Cellular component (GO): nucleus
Molecular function (GO): RNA binding
Source: RefSeq, a predicted model, not a curated record
AUUAUUACUACUGCUGUAGCCGGAGAUACACGAUCGUAUUCGCAAAAAUAAUAAGAAAAUGUGACUAAAUUACAAAAUAAUUCGUUCGAAAACGAAUCAAAUCAAAGUUUAGGUGCAUUUUUGCUGGCGUAACAAACAAAAUUGAUUGAAAAUGAGCUCAACCGAAGCAGACAAUAUCGAUAAACAAUACAAAAACUAUGAAAUUCUAAGCGACGCUAAGGAAAAAAAAUUUGAGCAUGAAACAGAAUAUCGUGAAAUCAAAUUUAAUGAUAAAUCUGUAUUGGCUGGCAUUUUCAGCAAAAUUUCGUCUAGAGACGAACUCACCAGAGACAGAUACUUCAAAUUUCUUGGAAUUGAGCUUAGGCAGUUAGAAAAAAAGUUAAUCUCCGAUGAGAUUGAAAUAUUCAUCAUUGAUGGGCUCAAACAGAUCCUACAGGAUGUGACAGUCGUUGAAUUCGAAAUUUGUAUGAAUAUUUUGGCUGAAACCAAAUUGGGUACAACGCCCGAAGGAAAAUCCGAAUUAGUUGCAUUGGCUGUUCAACAGGCACACCUCAACGAUGAAAAAGAACCAGUCAUUAUCAAAAAUGAGGAUGUUGAACGCUUCAUUUUGUGUGCUACCCAUGCACUUCCGUAUUUUUCGGCGACGAUUGAAUCAACGCCAUUCAUAAAAUACGCUUGUGAAAAACUAUUCCCUUUGCAUAAAUGGAGACAGAUUGGCGUCCAAGACAGUGAUCGAGAUGCACAACAUUUGCGCGUUUUGAAAAUUGUGGCAGAGAUAAGUGACUUUUGUGGAACUCUCGAUGCUCCAAACGAGAAAAUUCAUGCUAUUUUCAAUGUUCUUCGGGAAUAUAUGCCAAUCAGCGAGGGAGACGAGAAUUCAUCGUUCAAAUUUUCGCAUGCUGAAUGCUUGUUAUACGUCCUACGCAAUGUUGCCAAACAAAGUGUCGAAUAUUUCACAUUCGAUGAUGCAAAGGAGGAAUUCCAAUCAUUGCAGUAUUUGGCUGUUAUCACACAGGGGAAUAUUAAAAAGUUGGAAGACGCUAUCAUAAGCAACCUACCGAAAAAAAGCGAUGAUGACGCCACCAUAAAUGAGCGUCGAAUCAUAUUCACGGCAUUGAAAACGACAUCGAAUAUCAGCAAAUUGAUUGGCAGCAUAAUCCACAGUUCAACCAUUUUCCAUCCAGUACAAUUGUCGUGGAUCCCAAAGAAGAACAAUAGUUCGGACAAACGACAAGCACCAAUCACAUUCCAACCAGAUGGGCAUAACGAUGCAAAGCGCAAGAAGAUCUUUAUGGAUUGCCCAAAUGAAGACACCAUUGAUGCUCUUGGAUUACCGAAUGAUGAAAACCCAUGGCAAGAAGAGAAGUCAGCCCUCCAAAUUCAAAUCGAUGACUUGCGAACAAAAUUGAUCGGGCUAGCGAAUCACAACGAAGAUUUGCAGGAAGAAAUCAACAAUUUGAAAACUGAAGUCGACAAUUUGAAAACUGAAGUCGACAAUUUGAAAACUCAAGGAAAAAAAUGUACUUGCGGAGCUAUGAAUGGCACUUUGUAAUUAUCUAAGUAGCUGGACGCUACUGCAUCCGGUGUGUUUACUAUUUAACACAUUAUUAUAUCUUUUUUCAUUAUUCUUUGAAUAACUAUUAAUUAAUUUAUUCAUAUGAAGACAGCAAUUAAAAUUUAUGCUAUGGCUUAGACAGCCAUAAACUUUAUUAAAGUAAAGCAGAAAGAAAUGAUUUUUUCUCUCUUUCUUCUAUGAUUUAUCCUUUUCAAUAAUUUUAAUUACAAUUAAAGAAUAGAUUUCAACUUAAUAUCAUUUUGUUAGCCUACUGACGGGAUGCAAAAUCAUAUUUCCCUUUCACAAAAUACUAAAUAAACAACAAUAUAUACA